AUGUAUACAGAGUCGGAAUCGAUAACGGCUAAACUCUAUCGAUUUCACGAGCUACUUAUCGUCGUGUUAUUGGCACUUGCACUAGAAGCAAUCUAUUCGCUUUCCUAUUAUGGCUAUAUGAACUACAUUCCACCAAUGUACAACGUGACGAAUGGUGACAACAUGACCGAUUUGGUUGAUCUGCGAUUGGACAUUGACUGGGAUCUUCAAGAUUUUAUAGAUAAUAUAAUGAUUAUUAUCACUUUCACCAUAACAUUCGCAAGUCUUCUCAUCUUCCCCUUUGCCAUCUAUUUCUCAGCAACGAACGAUCGAUUAUCGUUGCCGAUCAGACUGCUGGCCACUGCGGAGAACAGCACGAAAUUCGUCUAUGCGAUCGGUUACGUGAAAUUGAAAAAGCUGAAACGCAACGGGAAAGUGUCUCGGUGUGAAUGCCUGCUGAUGUACCAAAUGAUAACCAACUCUUUGCUCACCCUUGUUAACACUAUUGGCUACUAUGCUCUCGGUUUCUUUCUCCAGAUGUUCAUCGGCUAUAAUCUGAACUACCUGUUUGGUGAAACGAUCGUUCUAAUACAGGCGCUGUUCUUCAGCCUAUUUGCCAGUAUAAUCAGUGCUUUGUGCCUUCGGAAACGGCCCGAAAAAGCACGAUCAGAAAACGGCAGAACAGUCAUUACGGUCGCCAGUGCACCAGCAUCAAUGAUGCAU
Mesorhabditis belari is the source of this 702-nucleotide messenger RNA. NCBI's taxonomy places the organism in Eukaryota, Metazoa, Nematoda, Chromadorea, Rhabditida, Rhabditidae. The record is from the annotation of a GenBank genome assembly.